AUGAACAUCGCUAGAACUCACAAACGGACAUACCAACCGUUGGCCCAAAACGACUUCGAAGACGCUCAGUAUCAGGUGACCGGUGGAAGCAGCGAUUCGGAGCCGGACGAGUACGGUGAAGGUGACGAUCCCGAGGCAGCACUAACGCCAGGCCGCAAAUGGUUGCGGUCGGCGCAAGGUGUCAUCGAUCCGCUGGGAGCUGGUCUUGAGGCGAACAAGAAAUCGGAAAUGUAUAAGGAACUCGUCUUUUCUGGUAAACGAAACCUCCGGCGGUACCUGCUGUUGGGUACGGUCGCUGUAAUACUUACCGUAGUGGCCGUCGCACUCGUCGUCAUCCUCACUGCCAGCAACGACGAUGAAAAUGGUCCAGAAACCGCACCCAUCGUACGGGAGGGCGAACCGAUCACACUGGAAGACAUUCUGCAGGGUCGUCUGUCCGCCAGUGGGUUUACCGGUACCUGGACCUCGAAUGGAAAGAUCAUCUUCCGCGAUGACUUCGGCACGGUUAUGGUGUACGAUCCGGAACAGAACGACACCAAGACGCUGCUCGGAGUCGCGAACGAGGAGCAGCUGCAGGGCUUCAAGUUUGAUCUCUCGCCGGAUGGAAAGUAUCUGCUGGUCGCGCGCGGUUACAGUAAGAUCUUCCGGCACAGUUACCUUGCGAUCUAUGACAUUGUGGACAUGGCGACCAAGCAAAUCAUUCCGGUGAAUGUCGGUGGACAACGGCGUGCUCUAAAUCUCGUCGAGUGGAGCCCUGUGAACCACUCGUUUGUGUUCGUGUAUCAGAACAAUCUGUACUACCGGGAAACUCCGAACUCGGUGGAGGUGCAGAUCACAACCGAUGGUAGCCCCAGCGUUUACAACGGCAUCCCCGACUGGGUGUACGAGGAGGAGGUGUUCUCCACCAACAUUGCCACCUGGUUCUCGCCGGACGGGAACCGUAUCGCGUUCAUUCGCUUCAACGACACGGAAACACCGCUGAUGAAGAUUCCAAUCUAUGGACCACCGGGCAAUCCGGACUAUCAGUAUCCUCGCGAGCUUACGCUACACUACCCGAAAGUUGGCACCAAAAACCCCGAAGUGCAUCUGUUCCAGUACGAUCUGGGCGCUCGAACACUGCAGGAGAUUGAGCCACCGGCCGAGUUGGUUAAUCAGAACCGUGAUCACAUCAUUACGAGCGUUGGCUGGACACGCGAACGGCUCGUCACGAUCUGGAUGAACCGGGUCCAGAACCAUGCGAUUAUACGGUCAUGCACACCCGUACUAGUGCCCGGUACGCCCCAGUGUAUGACGGUGCAUGAGAUAAACGAAUCGGCCGGUUGGUUGGAUCUGUUCAGCGCACCCGUAUUUAACGGUGACGGAACACACUUCCUCGUCAUUUCCUCCUCGAUGCAGGGUACGGCCGGUGGGUUUAAGCACGUCACCAUGAUCUCCACCACGCAACGUUCGGCCGUACCGCUGACCAAGGGCACGUUCGUUGUGCAGGAAAUUCUCCGAUGGGAUGCGAAGAGUAACAUGAUCUUCUACACGGCCAACACCGAAACCGAGUCGCACGUGUUGCAUGUGUACGCGCUGCAAGGUCGACAGGAUGCACCGGCUGCUCAGUGUCUGACGUGUGACGUGGAGGUGGGCGCCAAGCAGAGCUUCUUUAACGCGCAGAUGGGUCCGAACGAUGGCAACUAUAUGGUGCUGGAAGCGCGCGGUCCCAAUGUACCCUGGACGCAUGUAUUCCACUGGAGUGUGGUCGACAAUGCCGUGCAGCUGAAGCAGAUUAAGGUGUGGGAAGCGAACGAUUUCCUUAAUCGUGCGCUCAAGGGGAAAGCGAUUCCGCGUGUGGAAAUACACGAGAUCGAUCUCGACAAUGGAUUCACGGCGAAGGCAAUGCUACUGAUUCCACCCGGCACGAACACUUCCAGCGCAGCGGUCAAACAUCCGAUGCUGGUGGAUGUGUACGGUGGACCGAACUCGGCCAACGUCGUCGGCAGUUGGUCGAUCGGUUGGGGUACCCAUCUGGCCUCGAACCGUUCGGUCGUGUACGCUAAGAUUGAUGGUCGCGGCAGUGGACUGCGUGGUGAUCGGCUGAUGUACCAGAUCUACCGCAAGCUUGGUACGGUGGAGGUACAGGAUCAGAUUGCCGGUGCUCGGAAGCUUGCGGAACGGCUUCCCUUCAUCGAUCCGGGCCGGGUUGCCAUCUGGGGCUGGAGCUACGGUGGUUACGCAUCGGCAAUGGCACUCGCGCAGGACACCAACCACGUGUUCCAGUGUGCCGUCUCGGUGGCACCCGUUACCGAUUGGCUGUUUUACGAUUCCAUCUACACGGAGCGUUACAUGGGACUGCCGGCGGCAACGGACAACCGGAACGGUUACGAAACAUCCCGACUGACCGCACUGCACGAAAGAUUCCGAAAUCGGACGUACCUGCUGGUGCACGGUACGUACGAUGACAACGUACACUUCCAGCAAGCAAUGCAACUUUCCCGCGCACUCGAAACGCACGACAUCAUGUUCAAACAAGUGAGUUACCCCGACGAAGAUCACAGUCUGGCGGGUGUCCGGCCCCAUCUUUACCACACGCUUGGUAAAUUCUUCAGCGAGUGCUUAAAGUUAGACUAA
Messenger RNA from Anopheles marshallii, 2613 nucleotides. It is a transcript of the gene ome, whose product is annotated as venom dipeptidyl peptidase 4. Lineage: Eukaryota; Metazoa; Arthropoda; Insecta; Diptera; Culicidae. The transcript has 5 exons. The record is from RefSeq and is a predicted model, not a curated record. Gene Ontology annotation, biological process: proteolysis. Gene Ontology annotation, molecular function: serine-type peptidase activity; dipeptidyl-peptidase activity. Bases 1 to 2613 code for a protein of 870 amino acids.